CAAGUAGUAAAUGGUCUGUUUGAGUGAUAAAUGAGAUCUUGCCUGAAUUGAUGGUUGCCUGAAUCCCAGGCUUGCACAAAACCGUGGUCGGAAUGUGCUAGCCCGCAAUUAUAAAUGAACAAAGGUGCGACGAAACUUAUCCGACCGCGGAAUCGCUGAUAAGGACUGCGACCAAGAAGAAUAUCAACCGCGAGACUUGUCGUGGGAGAGGAUUGAAACCUGCCCAUCCAAAAAUCAUUGAGCCCCCCCUAUCCAAGACCCUUAUGCAAAAUGACACUCAUCAACAUAUCCAUCACCUCAGACCCGGUCUGUCCAUGGUGCUACAUCGGUUACCGCCGCCUCACCAAGGCCCUCCGCCUGUACCAAAAGACCUACCCGGGCGGUGGUCAAGACGCCAUCCGCAUCACCUGGAAACCGUACAUUCUGGACGCUAACGCCCCGAUGGAGAGCAUCCCCUACAUGGAACGAAUGACCCAGAAGCUCGGCCCGGAGAAGGUCCCCCACGCGCAAGCCCACCUCCAGCGACUGGGCCACGCCGACGGGAUCCACUUCCGCUUCGGCGGGCGGAUUGGAAGCACCCUCCCCGCGCACCAGGUUAUCAUGCUCAGCCAAUUGCAGGAUCAGGGGCAUACGUCAGAGAGCGCAUUGACGGGGUCGGAUACUGGUGUCGGUGCGGCGGCGCUCGUGGAGGCGAUCUUCGAGGCGCAUUUCGAGCGGGAGCAGGAUAUCACGGAUGUUGAGACGUUGGUUCGAUUGGCGGGACGGGCGGGAAUGGAUGAACGUGUGGCUCGCUCGUGGUUGGCGGAAGGGCGCGGCGUGGCGGAGAUCCAGCAGGAGGCGCUGAGGGCAAGGGACGAGGGGAUCGUUGGGGUACCGUACUUUCAGUUCGGAGGAGGGGAGCGGAUGCGCUCGUUGAGCGGGGGGCAGGAGGUUGCGGAGUUUCUGGAGGCCUUGAUUGCGUAUAAGGAGGGGUUGGAAGCGACAGAUGCUUCGAGUGGUGUGCGGGGAGUAGCGUGCGCUGGGGAUACUUGCUGAUGUCCAUGGAUGAAAGCAAGAUUGAGAGGCAUGAAGGAUUAUGGAGUGUAGUUGCUGCCAGGGGGAUAUGUGUUCGUUUUUGAUUUGCUUUUAAGCGCGUCUGGACAGAUGGGUCGCGGUCUGGAUCUGUUCUGAUGCAAGAGGUUGCAUAUGGCUGUUGUCCACACUCUCGGGUCCGAGAACUCUUCUGUUUAAAAUGCGAUAUUAGCCUGCAAUUCAGCGCAAGACAUACUGGACCCAGCACUUUCAAUUUGAGUUGGAUACUUGAUAUAGAUUGCGGCACGAACACCAGGAUAAGCAGUUUCAUUCUGGUCCAACGCCCAGGAUUUGUCAGAAGCCAAGUUCACCGGUCCUUCAUGGGGGCGUUGAGGACGGCCGAUACUUGUGACGAUUAAGGGUAGGGUAUUCAUGCAGCAG
Molecule: messenger RNA, 1452 nt
Organism: Aspergillus fijiensis CBS 313.89
Lineage: Eukaryota; Fungi; Ascomycota; Eurotiomycetes; Eurotiales; Aspergillaceae
Product: DsbA family oxidoreductase
Exons: 3
Coding region: 271-1035 (254 amino acids)
Molecular function (GO): oxidoreductase activity
Source: RefSeq, a predicted model, not a curated record